Messenger RNA from Anisakis simplex (herring worm), 1170 nucleotides. The record is from the annotation of a GenBank genome assembly. NCBI's taxonomy places the organism in Eukaryota, Metazoa, Nematoda, Chromadorea, Rhabditida, Anisakidae.
AUGCCGUUGUUAAUGGAGAAAGAAGACGAAGGACAAGUCUCACCCGUACUGCACAAGAACGAUAUCAGCUAUGUGUUCGUGAAACACAUGAAUAUCUUCCUGGUGUCCAUGGCCAAGAAGAAUAUCAAUGUGGCCAUGAUGGUGUCGUUUUUGUACAAGUGUAUUCAAGUGUUCAGCGAAUACUUUAAGGAUCUAGAAGAGGAGUCAGUGCGUGAUAAUUUCGUUGUAAUCUACGAGUUAUUAGAUGAAAUGAUGGAUUUUGGCUAUCCUCAAACUACGGAAAGUCGUAUAUUGCAAGAAUAUAUCACACAAGAACGGUACGCGCUCGACAUAGCCCCAAGACCACCGAUGGCCGUAACAAACGCUGUCUCGUGGCGAUCAGAUGGCUUGAAAUACCGUAAGAAUGAAGUGUUCCUGGAUGUGAUCGAGUCUGUCAAUAUGUUGGCGAAUGCAUCCGGUACGGUGUUGAGAAGUGAGGUGGUGGGUGCGAUUCGUAUGCGAGUGAUGCUUUCCGGGAUGCCUGAAUUGCGUUUGGGACUGAACGAUAAAGUCUUAUUCCAGACUUGUUCUCGUGGUCGUGGUAAGGCGGUGGAAUUGGAGGAUGUGAAGUUUCAUCAGUGCGUUCGACUGUCACGAUUCGAGAAUGAUCGAACGAUAAGCUUCGUGCCACCCGACGGCGAGUUCGAGUUGAUGAGCUAUCGAUUGACGACCACGGUUAAGCCACUGAUAUGGGUGGAGGCUUGUGUGGAGAGACAUGUGCACUCGAGAGUCGAGUAUAUGGUCAAGGCGAAAUCGCAGUUCAAAAAGCAGUCGAUCGCAAACCACGUCGAAGUGAUUAUACCGGUGCCGAGUGACGCCGAUUCACCAAAAUUCAAAACCUCGGUUGGGUCGGUCAAGUAUGUUCCGGAGCUGAACGCAUUCGUUUGGAUGAUCAGAAGUUUUCCGGGUGGUCGUGAGUAUCUGAUGCGAGCUCAUUUCAGUCUGCCUUCAAUAGGGAGUGAUGAAAAUGAAGGGAAACCGCCGAUUAAUGUCAAGUUUGAAAUUCCCUACUUCACUACAAGUGGUCUGCAAGUGCGGUAUUUGAAGAUUAUCGAGAAAAGCGGUUAUCAGGCAUUACCCUGGGUUCGAUACGUGACACAGAACGGUGAUUAUCAGUUAAGAAUGCAAUAG